Molecule: messenger RNA, 4546 nt
Organism: Oncorhynchus keta (chum salmon)
Lineage: Eukaryota; Metazoa; Chordata; Actinopteri; Salmoniformes; Salmonidae
Product: glutamine-rich protein 2-like
Exons: 13
Coding region: 1312-2985 (557 amino acids)
Source: RefSeq, a predicted model, not a curated record
GUUAGAAAUCGCAUUGGAAUAAGAAACAACCAAUAUUGAGUAGCAACGAAAAGGUGUUGAAAAGUAACUGUAGGGAAUAUUUCAUUCUAAUUUGCAGACACUUUAUUUAGUACAAAAGAAUCCGAGAUUUUUUUCUCUAUAAUUUUACAUUUCUAAUUUUUUUUGCGUUCGAUCCUGUCCUUUUAAAAAAUCUUAUUUUAUUUAAUUGAAUCGUUCUGGCGUUUAUUUUUUUACAAAAUAAGAUGGCAAUAUUGGAAGAAGAUAUAUCUUAUCCCUCGUAAAUACCUUUUAAUAACAUUAACUCAAAAGCAGUGAGAGACAAAAUAUCAGUUUACAUGAGUUUGUUCGAUUUGGUGAACCUGUCGAUCGGGACACCUGAAGUUGGAGCUGUCAACUUCAAUGCGUUGCAUACCCUCCUCCACGCUAUCCUGGGACAUCUGAAAAUCCAAAAUGUGACCACCGGCUGGAGAGAGCAGGAUGCCCCGCCACAGGAGCCCCAUGGCCCGCAUCUGACCAAGUCCUCUAGCCCGUACCAUCACAUGGAAGACAAACUUCGGCAGAUAGAGAGACAGAUGGCCGCGCUGGAGAAGCUUCCUUGCGGUACAGAUCUUCUGAGCCGCACUGCCUCAACCACAACACCGGUCAACGACUUGUGGCAGCUGAUGCAGCUCAGGCGAGUGAGGACGGCGUGUCCAAGUCUAUAUCGCUGAUCCAGGAUCUGCUGAAGGAGAUCCAGGACCUGCAGGAGUCCAGAGAUGACCUGAAGAAAGAGAUCAAGAGCCUCCAGAACCAACUCAACCAGCUCAUAGUGAGGAGGGAUUGCAGAUAGACAACAUUUGGCAACCUUGCUCAUCUCCCCUAUUAAUCUACAGUAGGGGAUCUACCCAGUGCUCAUCACUAGGGAAUCCUUCUCCAUCUCACCACCCCACACAGUGGUGAAAUAUAGCGUCAUGUAGAGCCCGAUCCACCCUGGCCCUGGUCCCCUCCCUCCAUCCCUCUCUGUAGGGGACAUGGAGUCAUACAGAGGGCAACAGCAUCAAAGAGCCACAGCUUAUCUCUGGCAACCUGGCAUGUCACUCACCUCAACAAUAGAGUGAGGAUAAUUAUCCUACAUGUCUGUUUCCAUCUGGUAGCAUGACGUUGCUCUGGGUAUUUUUGGGUCCCAGCUGAAUAUGAGUGAGCUGGUUGACAGAAUCAACAAAGUACUGCCACCGACUGGACAACCUGGACUCUGCCACCAAAGAGCUGCAGGACAGAGUUGGGCGUUACCCAGACCCAGACGAGCUCAUCCAGUGUGUGACCUGGGACAUCAUGCAGACCACCUUGGUUAGCGAGCAACAGAAUCUGCAAAAGGCAUGUCUUGCCCCCCCCCAUGCUCUGAUGGAGCUGCUGCCUUUACUCCUGGCACUGGCACUGCCAGCCAGCAUGGGGGGGUCGCUGCCCCAGCAGUCCCUCUCUGAUGGAGCUGCUGCCUUCACUCCUGGCACUGGCACUGCCAGCCAGCAUGGGGGGGCGCUGCCCCAGCAGUCCCUCUCUGAUGGAGCUCUGAUGGUGGGCAGCAAACCCCUGUCUCGUGUGGCCAGCGGGGCAGAGCGUUACCCAGAGACAGUGGAGGCCCUGAGGGACGUGGGCAGGCUCAGGGAGAGACACAACACCCUGGAGACCAGAGUAGAGCUGCUGGAAGCAGGCAAGGCUGACCAGGCCCAGCUCCAGCACCCCCGGGAGCUCCUCACUGACUUGGGUGACAGGGAUGUGCCUGACAAACUGUUGGAUCAACUGAAUCAUCUGAGCGUUCUGGUCGACAGCCUGAUGGGUGACAGAGCCAAGAGCUCGGAGCUGAUGAAUGACGUUCAGGGAGCCAUCAUGCAACUGCAUGCUGAGUGUGAGAAGCUCCACGGCACAGCCAACCACCUGAUUGAGGAGCACGGCCAGAAACAGGUCGACAUCGACAAAGCAGACAAGCGUGCCCUGGAGACCAAGGUGAGCCGCAUGCAGUUUGACUCCAUGACAGAGGAGCUCAACACCAUGUUCCAGGAGCUGCUCAGCAAGAUCACUGGCCAGGAGCAGGACUGGCACAAAAUCAUUGACAAAAUCUCCACCGAGAUGGAGUGCAAGCUGGACCGGAUUGAGCUGGAUACUGUGAAGAAGCAGCUGGAGGACCGCUGGAAGAGCAUCCGUAAGCAGCUGCAGGCCCAGCCUGCCCCGAAGGAGGACGACGCUACAGACAUCAGGAAACAACUAGUGGCAAGGUUCCACUGCAUCUCCUGCGACCGCCCAGUCGAUAUGCUUACCCCAGGACCACACUUGGUCACCGUGCCCUCCACUCCUGGCCUACCCUCCUACAAGUCCAACCGACCGUACACCAUCUAUGAGCUUGAGCAGGUUCGCCAGCACUGCAGAAGCGAGCGCAUCCCUGAGAUGGCGGACUACAGUUACCUGGCCAUGUCCCGGAGCUGUGGAGGCAGCCACACCGUGACCUACCCCAACCGCCGCUACACCCACCUGCAGCACUUCAGCCACUUCCUCCAGGCUGAGGAGGAGACACCGCCCAUCUCCAGCUCCCCACUGCGCAUUCAGCCGGAGGAGGUGGACAUCCUGGGAUUGGACGGACAUAUCUACAAGGGCCGCCUGAAAACCAAAUCGAUCAAGACUGUGGAUGCCAGACUACCCACCAUCUUUCCUAAAGACGCAGGCAUGUGCAAGAGCAAAGACAAGAUCAUGUGCUCCCAGUUCCAGAAGCCUGGCUGCACAGAGCCGGGCUGUGUGACCCCUGUGCGACCCCAGAGUGCCAAGACCCAGCGCAGCCGCUCACCCUCAGGCAGCUCUGUGCGGGACCGGCCCAUGUCUUCUUUAGGCUGCCUGUCCCAGGCUACCCUUCCCCAGAGCUCGUCCCAUGCUGACACCACCAGCGAGCUGCUGCAGCAAGAUCUGGAGCUUCACAUGGACCUGAGCCAGUCGGAGGAAGAGCCCGUCAUCAUCCUGUAGGGGGCGAUGGAGAGCCCCACACAUCUUAUUUUAAUAAACCGUUUACAGCAGCACCAGGAGGAGGGUAUCCUGGUCUCCAUUUUGUAACGGAGCAUACAGAUGUUGUGAAAAUCAAUUCUGAUAUUAGUCAGUUAGGUUAUUUAUGGAUUGUAAUGGAAGAACACAAUUCUGGGACCUAUGAACACUGUUUCCAUGCAACAAAAUAGCUGAGUCACAAAAUAGCCGAGUCACAUUUUCAAAGUGCAGCUUUACAGGUCAGAUACCUUACAGGUGGCUACAUUACGAUUUUGGUUUAUGAUGCCUGAUUUUCAAUGACCUUCAUAGAGAAGCUUUCAGGCAGGUGACCUCAAAUACCAGACUGUUUGGAGGCAGAACAAUACCACCAUGGAGCAAUUCAUUUGACAUAUAGGGUCUUAUAGAGCGGUAUCAUUAAGGGCUUGAAAUGUCUUCACUCUCACAGACCCAAUUCUCUAGACAGUUUCCUAGAAGAAGGGGCUUUGCUUCCACACAUUUUGUGUCAAUGAGAAAUAUGAUGUAUAUCUAUCUCUAUCCAUGCCUUACACACUCAGUGGCCAGUUUAUUAGGUACACACAUCUAGUACCGGGUCGGACCUCCCUUUGCCUCUAGAAUUCUUCAGGGCAUGGAAACAUUGCUCAAUUGGUAUCAAGGGAUCUAACUUUGCCAGGAACACGUUCCCCACACCAUUAUACCACUGCCACCAGCCUGUACCGUUGACAGCAGGCAGGAUGGGGCCAUGGACUCAUGUGGUUACGCCAAAUCUUGACUCUGUCAUCAAUAAUAAUAAUAAUAAUAUAUGCCAUUUAGCAGACGCUUUUAUCCAAAGCGACUUACAGUCAUGUGUACAUACAUUCUACGUAUGGGUGGUCCCGGGAAUCGAACCCACUACCCUGGCGUUACAAGCGCCAUGCUCUACCAACUGAGCUACAGAAGGACCGUCAUCAGCAUGAUACAAAAGGAACCGGGAUUUGUCGAACCAGGCAAGGUUUUUCCACUCAUCAAUAGUCCAGUGUUGGUGAUCGCGUGAUAACUGGAGCUGCUUGUUUUAAGCUGAUAGGAGUAGAACCUGGUGUGGUCGGCUGAUGCAAUAGCCCAUCCGUGACAAGGAUCAAUGAGUUGUGCAUUCAGUCGUUUAGGUCACUCGUUUUUCCCCUUCUAAUGUUCAUUCGAACAUUAACUGAAUUCCUGGAUUCCUGUCUGCCUGCUUUAUAUAGCAAGCCACAGCCUCCUGACUCGUGAAAGAGGUGGUGUACCUAAUAAACUGAGUAUAAGUGAUCCCUUUCAUAGCAUUUGGACGUAUUCAGGAGUAAUGAUGCUACUGAAAGGUAUUUCAGGAGAGUAUUUAAGACAGGCAGUUAAUCUGAAUGUAAGAUUUCCAUUGGUAGAUGUAUCCUUGUUUUCAAAGAUAAAUGGGCCUUCAUGGAAUAUGUGAUGUAUGUGUCAUAUGAUGUCCAUAUAACUGUUAUGUGAACAUAUGUUGACUCAUUGACUGUCUGCAAUGAAUUACGUAAAUAUAUCUGUACUGUUCUACACAACCCCACCA